ACCUGUACGAACCUGAUACCCGUGACUUCCACGAGACAAACCCUUCCUGUGACGGCAUACGGCCGUCUGGUGGAGGGGGACAUCUUGAGGUUGCCCGAGGAGGACCGCAAGGCCAUCUCCAGCGGCCAACUGUGGGACGACAGGCGCUACAACUACGAGAUCGUGGCCGAGGACAAGCGCGGCUUCAUUGAGGCCGGCAUUCAGUUCUGGAGGGAGAAUUCGUGCAUUGACUUCCGGGAGGUGUCGCCUGGCAGUCGCCUGCCCCGAGUCCAGUUCGUGGCCGAGCGAGGCUGCUGGUCGAGCGUGGGCUGCAUGGCCAGGUUCCAGGGCUCGCGCACGCAGAAGCUCAGCAUUGGCAACGGCUGCGGCGGUCUGGGUACUGUCACGCACGAGAUCGGCCACUCGCUCGGCUUCUUCCACGAGCAGUCGCGCUCCGACCGCGACCGCUACGUCUCCAUCCUCUGGGAGAACAUCGAAGCGAGCGGCAAGAGCAACUUCGAAAGGGUGAGCACCACCGAGCACUACGGCGUACCGUACGACCUCUCCUCAGUCAUGCACUACGGCAAACUCUUCUUCUCAAGGAACGGAAAGCCGACCAUCCUCACACUGGACCCGACCAGGCAGGGCCUGAUCGGACAGCGCGUGCAGCCGUCGUUCCGCGACGUCAGUCUCAUGAACAGGUUGUACAAGUGUGAAGAGCUGUGCCCCAGGCGGCCGGCCUGCCAGAACGGCGGCUACGUGUCGGCUGACUGCAGGUGCCACUGCCCUCCGGGCACGUCGGGUGCCGACUGCGGCCGGGUCACGGGCUCCUACUACCCGGAGCCGACCUGCGGCGGCACGGUCACCACCGAGGGCGCCCUCACCACCCCGGGCUGGCCGGGCGUCUACCCGGCCGGCGCCGACUGCGUAUGGUGGAUCAAGCCGCCGGCCGGCCGCCGCGCGCAGGUCGCCUUCACCAAGUUUGACAUCCUGUUCCGCGUCAGCAACGGCUGCCACUUCGAAUACCUUGAGAUCAAGGACGCCGGCGUCAUGGGUGGGGCGGAGCAGUAUUGCAGCACCGACCUGUCCCACCGGGCUCUGACAGCUCGCGGCCCCGACGGUGAUAUGGUGCUCCAUUUCAAGGCCUACCGCAAACACUACGCCGGCACCGGCUUCUCCGCCGAGGUCAAGUUCGUGUGAAGGAGAACACCAUCACAAGAAGUUUGACCGCUCAGAUGGUCAUGACUUGUAAAUAUGGCUUUUUGUGGCGUGGGCUGAGCUGAUCAUACCGUGCAUCAUUGCACGAUUUUUAAGUGAUUGCCAGGUGAUUGUCAGGUAAUCGUCAGGUGAUUGUCAGGUCAUAUGAUUGUCAUUCACUGUGUGUUUCCUGCACAUUGCCGGAGUGGCGUGGGUUGUAACUGUAUGGGUUUUACUACGGAGGCAUUUGAGUUCAACUGCAUCGACAACUGCAAUCCAAUCUGCAGAGUAAUAUUUUAGAAAUAGUGUUAUUGACUGUGCACCAUGGCUGUAACAUCAGGAUUCCUUUGGACUCUCAUAAAAUAUCCAAGCUUCCAAUUUAAGCAGCAAACAUAACUGGCAACGGGUGCAUUCGGGCUAUGCUGCCUUUUAGUUGCGCGAUUGAAUAAAAAAGAUAAACCAGUCUAUUGAAGUCUGCUUUGACGAAGUGAUUUUAUAGUUAAGCUGUUCACCGAAGCGGGAAGUCUCUUGAGCAAAAACACUUUUAUACAUGAUGCGAAUAACGAACCUGGAAAUGAAAAAGCUGUGUCUGUCCAUGGUAUGUGAUAUAGCAUGCGUAGUGGGUCUCGACGAGACGCCUAACUGUCUGCAUACCUUGCAUUGCCGAUUAACUCUGCAACUCUAUCGACAAAAGUCAAAGAGGAAAGGCUAACGCCAGCAGCUGGUAGCACACACCUGUGCCGUGCCGCCAUCUUGUCCCGCCCGCCGCGUGCGCUCGUCAACCAACCGGCCAAAAGAGUGUCGACUGAAACGACUUGGCACUUCACGCAGUCGCUACAACGUGUCAACACUCGUAUAUCAAUAGACGAUCAUAAAUAUA
This is a messenger RNA of Pollicipes pollicipes, 2056 nucleotides long. Its product is annotated as blastula protease 10-like. Lineage: Eukaryota; Metazoa; Arthropoda; Thecostraca; Pollicipedomorpha; Pollicipedidae. The record is from RefSeq and is a predicted model, not a curated record. The transcript has 2 exons. Gene Ontology annotation, biological process: proteolysis. Gene Ontology annotation, molecular function: metalloendopeptidase activity; zinc ion binding. The coding region runs from base 313 to 1179 and encodes 288 amino acids.